GUGAGGACGCAAAAGCUGACCCGUUGCAUAGACAGAUCCAGUUGUUUGACGUGGUCGAGUCAUUAAGUUCAGUUUGGUGAGGACGCCCAUUAGGAAUCCUCCUAUUUCACUUUAUUUUUCAAUUUUGUCCUGUAGAGAGGGAGGCGCAGAGAGAGAGAGAGAGAGAGAGAGAGAGAGCGAGAAGACAUGAUUAGAAUUGGAAGCCCAAGAUCUCUGCGAUUCCCGUUUCUGUUUUGCUUGAUCCAUCUGCAUUUAAUUACAGGCUUGGCAAGUGACCCAUCAAAUUCAGAAAAUGAAAAUAAAGCUGCGAGUCAUGGUACUUCGAGUGGCUCUGUAGGGAUCAAGGUAGCCAUUGUAUGCCUUGGUGUGGUUGCGGUUCUUGGUUUCUCUGUGCUCUUAUUCAAGAUAUGGCAAAGGAAGAAGCGAGAAGAGCAGCAUGCCCGUCUCCUUAAGCUGUUUGAAGAUGACGAUGAGCUAGAGGUUGAACUUGGUAUUCGGGAUUGAGAUCCUUUCUCAUUUGUGUAUUGCCUGUAUUUUAGAUGAGGUGCACCUCAUGGCUUUUGUCUAUCACAAUAUUGUUUUCACUGCCCUGUUAGUAUAGGUCAUUUCAAACUAUAUAAUUACAAUUUUUUCUGCUUUGAAUCUUUAUUGUAUAAUGGUUUGUAGAACUUAUAUUUUUUGUGCUUAUAGGUGAUCUAAUCCAAGGGAAUGUUGGUUUUCCCAAGAAAUAUUGAGUAUGUCUCUCACUUUGAUUGUCUUA
This is a messenger RNA of Alnus glutinosa, 760 nucleotides long. RefSeq lists its product as uncharacterized. Bases 187 to 504 code for a protein of 105 amino acids. The record is from RefSeq and is a predicted model, not a curated record. Lineage: Eukaryota; Viridiplantae; Streptophyta; Magnoliopsida; Fagales; Betulaceae. The transcript has 2 exons.